UGUUAAUUUAAUUAAAUCUAUUGUAGAACAAGCGAUUAUAAAACGAUUACUGGAGUUAUAGACCGAUGAUGUGUGAGUGAGUGCGACAUAGUGUGUGACAGGGACGGCAACAUGUCGCGGAACGUCAAGUACCAGAGGCUGGACGAUGUGGAGAUUGGGGAGACUGAGCAGGCCCUGGUGGCGGUUCGAAUCCCGAUCAAGGGUAUGACUUGCCAGUCCUGCGUGCGGAACAUUGAGGGCACUAUCCGUGGACUGCAAGGCGUCGAGCAUGCUAAGGUGGAGUUAUCAGAAAACGCGGGUUACUUCCGUUAUGCGCCGCGAGAGUGCACCGCGGAGGCGAUCCGCGAGCGAAUAGAAGACAUGGGCUUCGACACGCAAGACACCGCUCAGGAAGAGACUAGAAAUCUCCUACCGAAAGAAAUCCCCACAGAUCUGCUAAUAGACAUGUCAGCCGCCGAAGAAAGCGACAUCCUCAUCGUAGUCGGCGGCAUGACGUGUCAGUCCUGCGUUAAUACUAUAGAGGGAGCUCUAAGAGAAACCCCUGGCGUAAUCCACGCCACAGUGGACCUCGCGUCUGGCACCGCCAGAGUCCGGGCCAGCCGCUCCACUCUGACUCCCCAACAGAUCGCAGACAUAAUAUACGAGCUGGGAUUCGAUACGUCCAUCAAGAGCGUUGAUGGAGUCGAAUCCAGUGGGGAUAGUGAAACGAAUUCGCAAGGCAAAUCCAACCAAGAAGCUUCAGGUGACGGCGUGCUGGUCAGACCUUCGCCCGUCAAGAGUAAAACACAAACUAAUGGCAAACUACCAUCAGAGUCAGAGUUGACACGAUGUACGUUAGAAGUGAAGGGGAUGACCUGUGCCUCGUGUGUCGCAGCCAUCGAGAAACACUGCUCAAAGUUAUAUGGUGUGGAUUCCAUCCUAAUAGCGCUGUUAGCAGCUAAGGCGGAAGUCAGUUUUUCCCCCAGAAAGAUUUCUGCUACGGACAUCGCUAACAGUAUAACUGAGUUAGGGUUCCCCUCUGAAGUGCUCAGCGUCGACGACGGAACGGGGCUCAAGGAGAUACAACUCACGAUACGCGGCAUGACGUGCGCGUCGUGCGUCAACAAAAUAGAGAAAACUGUACUUAAACUAACCGGCGUGGCGUCGUGCGCCGUCGCACUCACCACCAGCAAAGGCAAAGUGAAAUACGAUGCUGAAGUAAUAGGCCCCCGCACUAUAUGCGAGGCGAUCAACAACCUCGGAUUCGAGGCGACAGUCGCCAGCCCGAACAGUAAAGGCGCUUCCAACUAUUUAGAACACAAAGAAGAAAUAAGAAAAUGGCGGAACGCGUUCCUAAUCUCUCUCCUCUUCGGCGGGCCGUGCAUGGUAGCCAUGGCGUAUUUCAUGGCCAACAUGGGCCACCACCAUGACCCCAGGGACAUGUGCUGCGUGCUGCCUGGCCUCAGCUUGGAGAACCUGAUCAUGUUCCUGCUGGCUACCCCUGUCCAGUUUAUCGGCGGAUGGCAUUUUUACAAGCAAGCAUAUAAGGCGCUGAGCCACGGCACGUCUAAUAUGGAUGUUCUGAUCUCUAUGACAACUACUAUAAGUUACGCGUACUCCCUAGCGGUGGUGACGGCGGCGAUGGCGUUACAGAAAGACACGAGCCCCAUGACGUUCUUCGACACGCCACCCAUGUUGCUAGUGUUCGUGUCCUUGGGGCGGUGGCUGGAGCAUAUUGCCAAGGGCAAAACUUCGGAAGCUCUAUCCAAGCUGUUAUCACUAAAAGCGACUGAGGCUGUGCUAGUAAAUCUGGAUGCAAAUGGACAAGUGCUUAGUGAAAAGAACAUACCGGUCGAGCUGGUGGAACGGGGUGACGUGUUAAAAGUAGUACCAGGAGCUAAAAUACCAGUGGACGGGAAAGUUAUAUCCGGGCAGAGUACGUGCGACGAGUCACUUAUUACUGGAGAAUCCAUGCCCGUGGCCAAAACUAAAGAUUCCCUAGUAAUCGGAGGCAGUAUAAACCAACACGGAGCGUUACUCGUAUGCGCCACUCACACAGGCGAAUGCAGUACUCUCGCCCAAAUAGUUCGACUGGUGGAAGACGCCCAGAGCAGUAAGGCCCCCAUACAGCGGCUAGCCGACACUAUAGCCGGGUACUUCGUCCCGAUAGUGAUAGGUCUGUCUGUCCUCACGUUGGUGUCCUGGAUGGUCGCCGGCGCCAUUAACGUGGACAUCAUCAAACACAUCAUGCCGGACUCGUACCUAAACUCCGGCUUCUCCGAUUGGGAGUUGAUCGUGCAAACGGCCUUCCACUUUGCGCUGAGUGUCCUCGCCAUAGCGUGUCCGUGCGCACUGGGACUGGCCACGCCCACCGCUGUCAUGGUGGCCUCUGGAGUCGGGGCCAGGAACGGAUUGUUGGUGAAGGGCGCGGAACCACUUGAAAAUGCACAUAAGGUGAAAACUGUGAUCUUCGAUAAGACGGGCACCAUAACUCGUGGCAGCACCGCCGUCGCCAAAGUCUCCUUGUUGACUGGAAGCGCGGACUCUCUGCACGAAGUCCUCUCCUGCAUACUGUCGGCGGAGCUGAAUUCAGAACACCCUGUCGCUUCAGCGAUCGUGAAGUUCUGCCGCAGCGUCCUGGGUUCGGCUGCGCCUGCGCCGUGCGCCGGGUUCGUGGCGGCGCCCGGCUGCGGCCUGCGCGCGCGCGUCACGCUCACACCGACCCUGCCCGCCGACACGCCCAAAUACGAGGCUGGAUCUACGUUCACAGUCUGCGGGGUGCCGGUAGAGGUGGUCGGCAGUGAGGGCGACGCGGCGCUGAGCUCCGCGCAGGCGCAGCACAGGCUCAGCGCGCUCAUACCCACCGACGAGCGGGAAGUAGUGGUACUAAUAGGUAACAGGGAGUGGAUGUCUCGCAACGGGGUCAAGGUCGGUCGGAGGGUGCAGGACGCGCUUAAAGCGGACGAGCAGUUGGGCAGGACUGCCGUUUUGGCCGCCAUUAAUGAUGAGCUGGUGUGCACGAUAGGAGUCUCCGACGAGGUGAAGCCCGAGGCUCACCUGGCGGUAUACUGCCUGAAGAAGAUGGGACUCGAGGUGUGCCUCCUGACUGGGGACAACAGGAAGACUGCCGUCGCCAUCGCCAGACAGGUGGGCAUCAACAAGGUGUACGCGGAGGUGCUGCCCUCGCACAAGGUGGCCAAGAUACAGAAACUACAGGAGCAGGGGCAGAAGGUCGCCAUGGUGGGUGACGGCGUAAACGACUCACCGGCGCUCGCGCAGGCUGAUGUGGGCAUCGCGAUCGCGAGCGGGACCGACGUGGCCGUGGAGGCGGCCGACCUGGUGCUGAUGAGGAACGACCUGCUGGACGUGUACGCGUGCCUCCUGCUCUCGCGCGCGUGCGUGCGGCGCGUGCGUCUCAACUUCCUGUUCGCGUCCGUGUACAACCUGCUCGGCAUACCGUUGGCUAGCGGGGCCCUGGCUGUCUUCGGCCUGCAACUGCAACCGUGGAUGGCGUCAGCAGCCAUGGCGAUGAGCUCCGUGUCCGUGGUGUGCUCCAGCCUGCUGCUCAAGACAUUCAGGAAACCGACCAAAGAAGAUCUCUGUACCCCCGAGUACUUACAGUCCAUAAGGCUGGAGGACUUGGACAAUGUGUCUGUACACAGGGGCCUGGACGAGAGGAUCGACGUCGGGGACCGGGGGAACUCGCCCAUCGCCAAAUUGUUCAACAGACACAAAAUAAGUGACGGCUGUCUAUUGCAAGAAGAAGACGACCUGAUGACCGUCUCUUUCAUACCGAAACGACCGACCAAGGACCAGUCCAGUAUCAACGACUGAGCGUUUCACACUAGAUAUCUAUCUAGACUGAAAUCGGGACUGAGAUGUUUUU
Molecule: messenger RNA, 3865 nt
Organism: Cydia amplana
Lineage: Eukaryota; Metazoa; Arthropoda; Insecta; Lepidoptera; Tortricidae
Gene: ATP7
Product: copper-transporting ATPase 1
Exons: 29
Coding region: 112-3813 (1233 amino acids)
Biological process (GO): copper ion export; intracellular copper ion homeostasis; copper ion import
Cellular component (GO): trans-Golgi network; plasma membrane
Molecular function (GO): ATP binding; ATP hydrolysis activity; P-type divalent copper transporter activity
Source: RefSeq, a predicted model, not a curated record